AUGCUCUCACGUGUUGCUGCAGCGAAGGCACCCCGCGCACACAACCGUCGCCGCGUGACCGGAUCCAGCGGGAGGAGGAGGGAAGGAAGAGAGAGUGAGCCGCAGAGGCUCAACAUGUCCCGGCGUGUGUUUAAUUCCGCGCUGCUUCUCCUUCUCCUUGUUGUGAUGAUGUGCUGCAACGCUGUUGGGGAUCAGCAAGCUGAUGCACCGGCGCCAGGCCCAGGAUCUUCACCGGAAAAUCAUUUUGUUUGGAGAAAUAAGAAAGAAGAAGAAAAAGUGGGUUCGCUCUAUUUUCCCAGUCUUCUUGAGGUGAAUGGUAAAGUGUUUGCCGUUGCCAAGGCGCAGUGCACGGAGAAUGACAAGGUUUUUACUGGGAUUGCCUCGAAGCUCCUGACGUUGGAUAAGAGUCAAACAAAGGAGGAGUUGGAUGCGAGUAAAGUGAAGACACAAGUACUGGUGGAAUGUCCAUCCGAUAAAGCGGAAUGCGCCUCCCAACCAGAGGACCAUGCUGUUUCCCAAAGCGAAACGAAAGUAAUUGUGAACCGACCGACAACAGUCGUGAAGGAAAAUGAUAUUUACAUGCUUGUUGGGAACUACAGCAGUGCAGAUGACGCUUCUUCUCAUGAGACUGCAUCUGACGCGGCUAUAUUGGAACUUUUGCUGGUGAAAGGAAAGGUUGGUGGUGAGAGCAGUGACAGUAUUAUUUGGGGAGAUACCUCUGGCGUCCCGUGCAUUUCUACUGUUGAAAAAGAAAAAGUAGCUUUGACACGACUGAUUGGCGGCGGUGGAUCGGGUAUUAAGAUGCAUGAUGAUACGCUUGUGUUCCCCGUGGAAGGCACGAGUAAAAAGGAGGGUGAAGCAACAAACGAUGAAAAGGCCGUUUCGUUGCUCAUAUACUCCUCCGAUAACGCUGGGGGUUGGAAGCUGUCGAAGGAGGUUCCUCACAGUGGCUGCGGUGAUCCCUCCGUCGUGGAGUGGGGGAAGGAGGACAAAAAACUCAUGAUGAUGACUGCGUGUGAUGAUGGCCGCCGCAGGGUGUACGAGUCCGGUGACAAGGGGGAGUCGUGGACGGAGGCACUCGGGACAAUCUCGCGCGUGUGGGGCAACAAACAGGGCGAAGGUGGCGUUAGAAGCGGGUUCAUCACAGCGACGAUUGACGGUGUUGAUGAUAACAGAAAUGUGAUGCUCGUUACUCUGCCGGUUUAUCCCGAGGAGGACAGUAAUAAAGAAACGGGCAAUGGAAAGGGCGUACUCCAUCUUUGGCUGACGGACAAUACGCACAUUGUUGAUAUUGGGCCGGUAUCCGAGAUGGAUGACGCUGCCGCCAGCUCCCUGUUGUACAAAAGUGCUGAAAGUGGUGAUAAUAAUGAGAAGGAGGAGUUGAUUGCACUGUACGAGAAGAAGAAGGAUGGUGGGAAAACAUCACACAGUCUUUGGUCUGUGCCUCUGACUGCGCAGCUACAGCGUGUGAAGGAUGUGCUGGCGACGUGGAAGAAAGCGGACGACAUUGUCUCCAAGCUGUGCCCUUCUAAAAGUGAUGUGGAUGAUGCCUCAACUGCCACUGCCUGCAAUACUGUUAAGAUCACGGAUGGGCUGGUUGGCUUUUUGUCCGGCAACUUCUCUGAGAACACAUGGAGGGACGAGUACCUCGGGGUGAACGCCACAGUGAAGAAGAAAGAUGGGGCGGAACCGGCGGAGAAUGGCGUGACAUUUAAAGGACGUGGUGCGUGGGCGGAGUGGCCUGUUGGCAGUCAGGGGGAGAAUCAGCCGUACCACUUUGCGAACUACAACUUCACUCUUGUGGCGACGGUGUCCAUCCACGGUGUGCCGACGAGUGUCAGCGUCCCUGUGAUGGGUGUGCGUCUGAGUCGUGAAGGAAACAAAAAAACUUUUGAACUUUCGUACGACAAGGAAAAGAAGUGGCAGGUGCUGUGCGGUAGCGGAAACCCCGAGGAUCAAAGCCGCACUUUGGCGACGAAUACAACACACCACGUCGUGAUUUUGCUAAGAAACGGCACCCAGGGCUCCGCGUACGUCGAUGGUAAGCGUGUGGGUGGGAAUGAAGCGUGUGCAUUGGAAAAUACGGAUUUAGAAGGGAUCUCCCACUUCUACAUUGGAGGGGAUGGAGGUGCAAAAGGCGACGCAGGGAGCCAAGAAGGCGUGUCUGUGACUGUGAUGAACGUCCUGCUGUACAACCGCCCGUUGAAUGACGAUGAGAUUACUGCGCUUAACACAAAACUUUCUAUUCCAAAAGCAAGAGGUGCAAAAACAGUGGAGGGUACUCCACCAGUGGCAAGUAAACAAGCUACGCCGGAAGCCGAAACUCCGUCUAGUCUUGGCGGGCAACAGCAGACUGAACAGGAUUCGUUGAGGACAAGUGAAAAUGCGGGGAGUGGCGUUUUAUCCACGUCAGCGGCAUCUACAGCUAAGAAUUCCCCAGCAGCCAAUAAAUCCGAAAACCAGUCAGCGUCGGGAACAUAUCCCGAAGGACAUCCAAAUGUGGAUGUUGAUUCUUCGUCCGAGGGAGGCCAAACGGUGGAUGCUGAAGCUGGAGACACGGUGCAGGGAGAUGAAACACAACAACCGUCAGUGGGCACUUCCGCCACAGCAGAUACAAAUGCCCCUACCGCUGAAACCAUGGCGCCAGAUGGAACCGCAGUGGCACCUGAGGUGGGUGCGCACUCUGGCGAGAAUGGGGAGACGGCGGGAGGAACUAAUGGGCAGGAGAAAGAGGAUAUCCAUGCACGGGACGGCGAAGUAAAGGCUGCGGCCCUCAACAGCAGUCUCGGAAAUGUGUCGCAGGGGAAUAACAGCGAUGCCGGCACUGUGCGUGGGAGCGGACUGCUGCCAUCGCUGCUUCUUCUGUUGGGACUGUGGGGUUUAGCGGCUCUGUGA
Molecule: messenger RNA, 2895 nt
Organism: Trypanosoma cruzi
Lineage: Eukaryota; Euglenozoa; Kinetoplastea; Trypanosomatida; Trypanosomatidae
Product: trans-sialidase, putative
Exons: 1
Coding region: 1-2895 (964 amino acids)
Molecular function (GO): exo-alpha-sialidase activity
Source: RefSeq, a predicted model, not a curated record